GGCUAGCAUUGCCUGGACCUGGUCUCGUACACACCUAUCUUCACUAGCUCCUCACCGACCUAGAUCAGAUCAGAUGGAGAACUUGGGAAGGCAAGCGGGUGUUUAAGGCCCCCCCGAACCUAGCUCCAGCUUGAAAAUGUGGAACGGAGGCCCGCGUAGAACUUUGCUGCAGGACCGGUCACCGCCGCGGGAACUGCAGAUCGACGCCUACAAAUUCAUACCGCUCCCGGCCUCGUUUGGUCAAAUUGCUGUUCAGGGCGGCCACGAGUUCACCAUGGGUUGCGCAGUCCGUGUUCUCAUCAACCUGUGUUGGCUAUUCCACUUGGAGCCACCACUGACCCUCAAGAUAGCAGAUCUGCGAAACUCUAUGCGACUAGGUUUACAGAUGCUGAAUCGGGCUUGUUUGAGAAGAACGGGCUAGUGCUCAAGCAAAGGUGAAACGUUCACCGCUAGUCGUUCAAGCCAGCAUACAAUGACC
This is a messenger RNA of Dichomitus squalens LYAD-421 SS1, 478 nucleotides long. RefSeq lists its product as uncharacterized. NCBI's taxonomy places the organism in Eukaryota, Fungi, Basidiomycota, Agaricomycetes, Polyporales, Polyporaceae. Bases 137 to 421 code for a protein of 94 amino acids. The record is from RefSeq and is a predicted model, not a curated record. The transcript has 2 exons.